AUGGUUCAGUCGGCACCCAGAGACAAGGCCGACACGAUGACGCGGCUUCGUGAAGGCGUGAGCGACGGGCUAGGCGCCCUCAAAUUGACGCUUUCGACAACGGCCCCAAAGCUGCUGGUAUCGUGGCUCUACGUGCCCUCCGGCAUCAUGGUGAUGCUGGCAUUCUGUUUCGCCGUUCACGUUGGUCUGCGUGCCGCAGGCGUGUCUUUCCCUUCGUCUGUCGCCUGCCUGGUGCUUUUGUUCGCCGUGCUGUUGCUUUCUGAAAUGGUUCUUGGCGCGCGAAAGACGAAACUCGUCGUCGACUUGAUUGACGUGCCUGCCGGCUGGUCCCUCCGCUGGAUCAACGUCAUGUUUACGCCGUCUUUCAUCCUUUUACCCCUGAGUCCAGCCAUUGGGAUCAUGGAAGUCCUGAAGAUCAUUGCUGUGUUUCUUUUGGGCUUCCUUGCCAUGAUGGCCCUGGCUGCCUAUCUCACGCGUGGCAUCCAGCUUGUCACCGGUUCCUCAAAGCGAGCCAUCGCGGAGCGUGCUGAAGAGAUGGGAAACGAGACGGAUGAGAUCCCCUUGGCAGCAACACCUCGCGGCGAAGAAUCAUCGUCGGCGCCAACAUCUGCACCCAUUUCAGCUGUCCCGUCGUCCGUAUCGUUGAACACCCUCGCCCCCUUGCCACCUUCGCGCAACGCCUCUCAUGUAUUUCUUUCGGACACUUUACGCUCCGGUGGUCACCAUCUGAACGAGACCUCGGCUCUUAAUGUCCCUCCCUCGCUGCCGCCGCAAGUUCCCCUUCCACAUCCACGGACACAGAUCUGGGCCGCUUGGCUCACCCACCACAGCGACCACCUCACAUACGGUGCCCUCUUUCUGUUCGCUGGCAUUCCCCUGUAUUAUAGUUCGGUCUAUGCUAUGCCCCUCCAGCUCAGCGUCACGAUCCUGGCUUACUUCGCCGCCCUCGCCAUUCCCCUGAGCUGGCGUCAAUACAUCCACCCCGUCCUCGUCACAGCCCUCAUCAGCGUCCUGACCCUCUGGGCCCUCGCCGGCGGCGGGCCCUUAUCCAAAGCCCUGGCCCCCUACCGAACGGGCGCCACCUACCUCCGCCUCUGGUCCGGCGACGCAACGUCCACCCUCCCCGGCGCCGGCGACAUGCUCGCCACCGCCCUCGACGCCUCCAUCGUCUCCCUCGCGCUGCCCAUGUACCAGUACCGCCGCGAGCUGCGCGCCCACUUCCUCGCCAUCGUCCUGCCGAACCUCGUCCUCGCCGUCGCGAGCCUCUUCUGCUACCCGGUCGUCUGCUUCGCCAUCGGCAUCGAGGCCCGCCGCGCCCUCGCCUUUGCGUCGCGCAGCCUGACCCUCGCGCUGGCGAUCCCGGCGACGGAGAACCUCGGCGGCGACGUCAAUGCCGUGGCGGCGCUGGCCAUCUUUAGCGGCAUCGCGGGCGUGCUCAUCGGGGAGAGGAUGUUGCGCUGGAUGCGGAUUCCGGAGGACGAUUAUGUCACGAGAGGCGUCACGCUUGGGGCCAACUCGUCGGCGAUUGCCACGGCCGUGCUGCUGAGGACGGACCCCCGCGCGGCGGCGCUGUCGAGUCUGAGCAUGAGUUUGUUUGGCACCAUGACCGUGUUGCUGACGUCCAUUCCACCGAUCGCCGGGGUUGUGCGGUCGCUGGUGUCGCUGUAG
Molecule: messenger RNA, 1668 nt
Organism: Verticillium dahliae VdLs.17
Lineage: Eukaryota; Fungi; Ascomycota; Sordariomycetes; Glomerellales; Plectosphaerellaceae
Exons: 5
Coding region: 1-1668 (555 amino acids)
Source: RefSeq, a predicted model, not a curated record